Messenger RNA from Penicillium cosmopolitanum, 5376 nucleotides. Its product is annotated as amino acid adenylation domain-containing protein. The coding region runs from base 1 to 5376 and encodes 1791 amino acids. Gene Ontology annotation, molecular function: phosphopantetheine binding; catalytic activity. The record is from RefSeq and is a predicted model, not a curated record. The transcript is spliced from 2 exons. Gene Ontology annotation, biological process: secondary metabolite biosynthetic process; amino acid activation for nonribosomal peptide biosynthetic process. Gene Ontology annotation, cellular component: cytoplasm. NCBI's taxonomy places the organism in Eukaryota, Fungi, Ascomycota, Eurotiomycetes, Eurotiales, Aspergillaceae.
AUGGGACUGCUGAAGAACAUCGAAGUAACUCCUAGUCACCACUAUCGACGAAUUCUCGAUUGGAACUCACAUAUAUCCAAAGAACCAUUGGCAGAAUGCAUCCAUGACCUCAUUCAGAGAAGAUGCAUGGAAACUCCAGAUGCAGAAGCCAUCUGCGCCUGGGAUGGUACCAUGUCCUAUGCCGCCCUAGAACAGGAGUCAGCUAGGACCAUGGAAUGGCUGCAGCAUCACGGGGUUGGACCCGAGACAAUCGUCCCGCUGUUGUUCGAGAAGAGCAAAUGGACAGUAGUGGCCGUGUUGGGGGUACUCAAAGCUGGAGCUGCGUUUGUAUUGCUCGAGACUUCGCAUCCCAUUGAACGACUUAAAAGCAUCUGCCAUGAUAUUGGGGCCUGUAUCAUUUUGACUUCCGCACUCUGCAAAGAAAUCGGCUCGAAUCUGGCCGAUAUCACAAUUUCAGUCCCCUGCGAUGUCGAGCGAAAGCUACCAUACGGUGAGGGAAAGAUGAAACCUUGUAUUCGCGCUCAACCGAGAAAUGCGGCGUACGUGGCUUAUACGUCAGGAUCGACAGGGAAGCCGAAGGGGGUUAUCAUCGAACAUGCUUCGUUUUGCACCAAUGCGAUGGUCAGCUCCGAAGCUCAAAACCUGAACAGCUGCUCCAGAGUGCUACAAUUCGCAUCAUAUGCGUUCGAUGUUAGUAUCCAUGAAGCCUUGGUUCCUCUCAUUCUCGGAGGCUGUGUUUGUAUUCCCUCGGCGUCACAAAGGGUAAAUAGUCUCCAAGAAGCGAUUGUCCAGCUGGGUGUCAAUUGGAUGGAACUUACUCCCUCCGUAACUCGCCUUCUGAGUCCCUACAAAAUCCCCAAUGUCAAGACACUGGUCGUUGGGGGCGAGUCCAUCUCGCCGGCAGAGCUCGCCCGCUGGGCAGGUCACAUUCGUCUCAACGUGGCUUACGGUCCUGCGGAGUGCACCGUGGUCUCUAUGGUGCAAUCGAAUGUGACGAAACAUGACAAUCCGUUAUCUAUCGGUCGGGGAUGCGGGGGGUCCGUGUGGAUCGUGGAGCCACAGAACCACAACGUGCUGGUACCAAUCGGUGCACCGGGUGAGCUUCUCAUCGGAGGUCCCAUUGUGGGCAGGGGUUACCUGAAUCGGCCCGAACAGACUGCCGCUGUCUUCGUCCAAAACCCGCCGUGGCAAGCGGAAAGGAAUUCGCGCUUCUACAAGACGGGCGAUGUGGUGCGUCAGAAUUCCGACGGCAGUGUCGUCUUUCUAGGCCGCAAGGAUACGCAAGUGAAAUUGCGAGGCCAGCGUAUUGAACUGGGGGAGAUCGAAUAUCAGGCCUCGGGCUUCUUUCCUGGUGCUGCGGUGGCUGUGGAGGUUGGCAAGCUUUACCAUGGCCAUCCGGCUCUAGUUCUAUUUGUGGAAUGGAAGUCGUUGGAGAAUAGAAAAAGAUGCAGUGAGACAAAUUGUUGCCGGACCGUCCAAAAUGACAAAACUCAUUUUAUGUCCAAUGCGCAGUCGGCCAAGGUAGGGCUCUCGCAGAUAUUGCCUUCCUAUAUGGUCCCCGAUGUUAUAGUUCCCUUGUGUACUAUCCCUCUUUCACAUUCAGCCAAAGUGGACCGGAAGGCUUUGCGAGCCAUGAUACCCCGCUGGUCCAAGGACGAAGUGAAAUUAUACCAGGUCACAGCGAACUCCACUAGCUGUGGCCGAAACCCACAUCAUGCUGGGCACAAAUACGACGAAAUGGUUCAAAUGGUUGCUCGUGUACUAUCGCUUGAUCCGAGCGAGGUUAGCGAGCAUGAUAACUUCUUCCAGUUGGGUGGUGAUUCGCUGUCUGCCAUCAUGCUUUCGAGGGAGAAAGGCACCAUUCCAUUGCUCUCCUUAACAGUGGCGGAUAUUUUCCAAAGUGCUUCAAUAGCCGAGCUUUUUCAUCGCUCACAGAAGACGCCUCUGCCAGAGUCUAUGCAGCCUGGCAUACCUACGAAUGUUAUGCCAUUCUCCUUGUUGGACCCGAUGAAGAUCGAAAACUACAGGGAAUGUGCAGCACAGCAUUGCGGUGUAAGCCCAUCUCUCAUUGAGGAUAUAUACCCAUGCUCGCCGCUCCAGGCACGCCUCAUGGCCAGAACUGCCCGUCAGCCAGGUGCAUUUCAAGGGCAUUUCAACUUUCGCUUGUCCCCCAACACCGAUUGGGAGCGGCUGCACUGGGCUUGGAACAAAGCUGCCGAUUUCUUUCCUAUUUUGCGCACUAGAAUUAUCAGUACGUGGCAACUGGCUGGCGGCAAUCCUCUUCAGGUAGUCGUACGCGAUAAAGACAUCGAGUGGGUCGAAGUAGCAGCAAGCGAGAGCGAACCGAAGAGUCGCAUGUCAUUCGGUUCUCCCCUGAUCUAUUUUGUUGCAGUGCGUGCUAAGCACAGUCCCGUCCUGACCCUCAAUAUUCACCACGCAUUAUUCGACUUGGUCGUAUUCCAGCAGAUUCUCGAGGCAGUGGAAGCCGCAUACCAGGGCAAACCCCUUGUCUGGCGACCGUUUUCGCCGUUCAUAAAAUACGUUCAAGACCUGAACAGAUCUCAAGCAAAUGAUUUCUGGAAACAGGAAUUCACUGGUCUCCGGGCAGUUCCAUUUCCCGCGGACAUUACCCCUGGAAGGUCAAAUCUUGAUGCCAUCCGCUGGACUCGCAAAAGCUUUCGUCUCGGCCAUCAGAAUGAAGCAGGAAUCACAUUAUCUUCCUUGAUCCGUCUUGCAUGGGCCAUGGUGCUCUCGCAGUAUACCGGCUCUCCUGACGUGGUGUUCGGUACCACUGUCAUGGGCCGCAAUAUGCCUGGCACUGCAGAUGUCGGUGGGCCCACCAUCGCUACGUAUCCCCUCCGCAUUACUCUCCGGGACGAAGAAAGUAUCAAAGAAGCACUACAGAGGGUUCAGAACCAUGGCAUUGCCAUAGCCCCUUUCGAACAGUCUGGUAUUCAACAUAUCCGACACUCUAGCCCCGAGUCCGCCAUCGCCUGCAGUUUCCGAAACAUGCUAGUCAUUCAGCCGUCGUCGGAUAACAGCCUCCUGGCCAAGCGGGAAUUAUCACCAUUGUUGGUAUUGGAGGAAGGUGGGUCUUGGAAGCAGAAGUCGUAUGUGAAUUUCAGCACCCAGGCGUUGAAUGUUGUGUGCGAGCCGGGCGCCGGUCAUUUAGACGUGACAGCGUAUUUCGACCAAAGUAUCCUGUCGUCACAAGAGGUAGAAGAAAUGCUUACCUGCAUGGAUCGUCUACUCCAGCUCGUCUUGCAACACCCUGAUGCCUCAACGAGGACAAUUCUUUCUCAAAGCCAGUCUCCUGAUGGAGAUUUGGAUCGCUAUGAGGACCGCACAUCAUUGGCAAGAUUGGAACAAGCGGCUUGCCAGUAUCUGGGAAACGAGGUCCGGGUGGCCGCAGUGUGGAUUAUCCCCAUGGAAUCUCAUGUCCCCAAACUGGCGCUUUUUGUCGGUGCCAUGAGUUUGAAUACCGUAUCAGACGGUAGAUGGAUACUGGCGGGUGUGAAAGAGCCUCUACGUGCUCGCCUGGUUCAGAUGAUGCAUGAGUUUCAAAACAAUCCGCUCAGAAGAGCGGUUCCAUUCUACUGCAUUCCCGUGCCAUUGCAGUAUAGACCGUCCAUGCCUGGUCUCUUUCUUGACCGGGCUCGUGCACAAGAGGCUGCGUCGAAACUCACGUUGAAGACGUUGACAUCAUGGCAACAUACCGGAGAUUCUGGUUUCGAGGAGCCCUUGUUGUUUCUUGAGGCGACUUUGAGACGGGCUUUAGCUACAGUGCUAUCUCUGGAGCCUGAGGAAAUUGGGGUCAACGACGAUCUGGUUUCCCUAGGAUGUGAUUCACUUGUCGCCAUGCAGUUUGCCGCUCAGUGUGACCGACAAAGCUUGAGGUUAACGAUCUCAGAAAUCUUCCAGGCAAGCUCGUUAAGAUGCCUUGCGUCGACGCUGAAUAGUCGUCCGUCCGGUGACCCCACACCGGCAUUGGAAGCUUUUGCGUUGCUAAAGGCGAUAUACGGGGACCGAGAGUCAUUUGAGCAAGAUAUCCAAAGGUCUGUCGACGGGUGGAAUAUCAAAGAAUCAAUUGACGCAUUCCCAUGCACCACCGCCCACCUCGGGCUUCUUUCUGGACUUGGCACCUGUCAAUCCCAUACGAUCUGGGAGAUCGGGAGUCCUGACAAGCAGAUCGAUCUUGUAAGCUUAGCCAAAGCUUGGCUGAAGCUCGUGAAUCGCCAUGCAGCACUUCGAACCCUUCUCCUUCCCAGUCGUUCAAACCCUUCUGAGUGGUUUCACGUAGUGCUGAACUCAUCUCCCGUCAGUGCAAAAGUGGUAACCAAGUUGAAGAAUGCCAGGCUUUUGAAGGUUGCUAGGAAGCCUCUUCUAUUGAGAGAUGGUCUAGGGGGUCUUCCUUGCAGGUUCGCAAUCUAUCAAAGUACCACGGGAAGGACUCUCUGCAAGCUGGAGGGCAGGUAUGCCUUCCUCGAUGCAUUCUCAGUGCUAGUCCUCAUGAAGGAGCUUCGACAUAUUCUUGAUUGUCUUCCGACUUCUGAUCCAUUGCUGCCCUCCUACUCUUCAUGGGUUGCUUAUUUGCGUCGAUGGAGUGAAGAUCCGUUGCACCUACAAUUCUGGGAUCAAUACCUCGCUGGCAUCCAGCCUUGUAUUCUACGCGCAUCUCGAAAUCACCACCAUCACCAGUACGAAGGCCGCCAGCAUCAUGGAGCCAGUGAAACCAAUGGAAAUUACCCUCGCUUGAUAAAAUCACACCGCCAAAUUGUAGUACAAGAUACCGUCGCCUUACGCAAGUAUUGUGAUCAACGGGAACUUACCAUAACCAACAUCCUCCAGGUAGCCUGGGCGCUUACGCUGAAGGAGCAGACUGGGAUAGAGGACAUCUGCUUUGGAGCGCUGGUUUCGGGCCGCGAUGUGCCCAUGGAUCAUGUUGGUAAUAUCGUUGGAUCGCUCUUCAAUGUCCUCGCGUGUCGCAUUCAGAUACCGGCCACCGAUAGCGUCAGCUCCGUUCUUCUGGAAAAUCAACAGAUGAUGCGUGAACGAACUGCGCACCAAUUUUGCUCCCUACAGGAGGUGACACGGCUAGUGCUCAAGGCCGGGCCUGAGGCCUCGUCAUUAUUCAACACCUGUCUGUCGGUCGAGCAGCCGCUGUCGGAUGAGGCUGAAACAGGUAAGGGGUUUAGAGCGCUCGAAACUGUGGAAGAAACUGAGUACGACUUGAUUGUUGCUGCCACUGUAUUCCCGGGCAGGAUCGAGGCCAACAUAAUGUAUUGGUCUUACUUUUGCGAUUCAGCCCGUGCUGCUACAGUUGCGGAGACAUUUGCCCAGUCGAUUGAACGUAUCAUUUUUAGUGUGAGGAGCUAG